Molecule: messenger RNA, 1246 nt
Organism: Tinamus guttatus (white-throated tinamou)
Lineage: Eukaryota; Metazoa; Chordata; Aves; Tinamiformes; Tinamidae
Gene: F2RL2
Product: coagulation factor II thrombin receptor like 2
Biological process (GO): thrombin-activated receptor signaling pathway; phospholipase C-activating G protein-coupled receptor signaling pathway; positive regulation of Rho protein signal transduction
Cellular component (GO): plasma membrane
Molecular function (GO): thrombin-activated receptor activity
Source: RefSeq, a predicted model, not a curated record
UUCUUGAAAUGAGCUAGAGCAGCACUGGAUUUUUGCGGGCUGGAUCUAAACGCACUACAAUGAAGAUACUGGUUUUAACUGGAGUGUUCUCUCUUACCUCAAGUCUGUUUGUGGCAGCUUCAGAAUCUUCCCACAAUAACUCUGCAAUUCAAACUGUGUCUCUUAUCAAGACUUUUCGUGGAUAUUCCAUCAGAGACUACGAUUAUAUUCCCCCUUAUGCUAUAGAAGGGGAGACAACAACCGCUCGCACCAGAGAGCACAAAUGCUCCUCAAAAGAGCCAAAUGACUCAACUUUAACAGAAGUUAACAAUACAACCUUGGAGUAUCUGACUAGUUCUCUUAGCACCAAGCUAGUCCCCACUGUCUACCUCAGUGCUGUCCUAUUAGGCGUGCCAUCUAAUGCCAUUAUUCUGUGGAUGCUGCUUUUCCGAAUCCGAUCGGUGUGCACUGCCAUCCUCUACACAAACCUGGCCAUUUCAGACCUGCUUUUCUGCAUCGUUUUGCCUUUCAAAAUAGUCUAUCACCUCAAUGGGAACAACUGGAUUUUUGGGGAAAUGAUGUGCCGGACCACCACGGCCGUGUUUUACGGCAACAUGUACUGCUCCAUCCUGCUGCUCACGUGCAUCAGCGUGAGCCGCUACGUGGCCAUCGUGCACCCCUUCACGUACAAGAGCCUGCCCAAGCGCGCCUACGCCUCGGCCGUCUGCGCCGCCGCGUGGGCCGCCGUCUUCCUCUACAUGCUGCCCCUCUGCCUCAUGAAGCAGAGCUAUUACGUGAAGCAACUGGACAUCUUCACCUGCCACGACGUGCACAGCGCCUGUGAAACACUAUCAGCCUUCCAAUUCUACUACUACAUUUCCUUGGCUAUCUCUGGAUUUUUAAUACCUCCUGCAAUUAUCAUUUUCUGCUACAUCUCCAUCAUACAAACACUCAAGACUCAUGAAUGGUUCUGGUAUGUUAAAGUUAGUCUUCUGAUCCUGACUAUCUUUGCUAUUUGUUUUGUACCAAGCAACAUUAUCCUCAUUGUCCAUCACAUCAACUAUUACUACUAUAACACAGACAGGUUGUAUUCUUUUUAUCUAAUCGCUUUAUGUCUUAGCAGCUUAAAUAGCUGCCUUGAUCCUUUCCUGUACUUUCUCAUGUCCAAAAUUAGAAGUCAGUCCAACACCUACCUAACAAUGGUUAAAGUAUCUAGGGAAAAAUGAAUUUAGUUCUAUAUUUAUUAUUGUUGGAAUGAUUUUGUACA